GCAAUUUAUAUUUAUUUGAACUGUACCUAGCAACAAGUUUUUUGUUUUCGCCCAAGCACAGAAUUAACUACAUUUAAGAGAUUCCUUUCAGUGUAUCCUUUAAAUUUGUGUGGUAAUUGAUGCAGAAAAAAAUGUAAAAACAUUGAAGUUAUUUACCUUACAGCCUCAAAAACGCAUGUGUCAUAAAAUUUUAGCUGUAUCAUUAGUUGUAUUCCUUUCAAGAGCUUGAAACACUCGAGCUACUCGCUUCGGUGCUUAGUCGCCCCCGAUUUGCAGGGAACAUAUGCGUGGUGCAACAAAAACUUUUCGAAAGGAAUAAGCGCGUGAAGCCCCGGAGCUGUUCCGGAGCUCCUCCUAGGUGUGAAAGGAAUACAACUAUUAGCAUAGCAGUCUACUUUACCGCACACUAUGCGGUGAAGUAACUAAUACCCCACACUUUGUAGUUUAUUUCACCGCAGACUCGCAGCCCAUGCGGUAAAGUAACUUUAUUGCAUAGUGUGCGGUAAAAUGCUACUUUUCGCACGCUCGUAGGUGAAAUUUUUGUUGCUACCCCGCACCGAUUCCAUUCUACCCCGCUAUCUUGCCGUGAUCUGCCCCAAUAAAGGAAGAGCUUGUGGCAACACUGCCUGCCCCCGGAUUCUAUUUUAUGUGUCGAGUCGGAUUGUCUCGAUAUCGAAUACGACAGCUCCGGACGUACCGUGUAAUAGGUACGGAUCGUAAAAUAGAAUCGCUAUUUUAAGAAUUCGAUACGAAUUUCGACUCGACUCGUAAAAUAGAAUCCGGCACUAUUUGACUUAUGUUUUCAAGUGGCAUCGAAAUCUCUGAAAAUUUAUCCUUCACUUCCUUCACUAUCUCUUUCUCUUUCUGCUCCAUUACUGUUUUCAGCGAUGGUCACUGCGUCACUGCUGUCGCUCAGGAUCAAAUAAGAAGAUAGGUUAGGAGCUAUUGCCGCCUAAAAUCACUUGUGUGGUUUGUUUUUUAUUUUUAUACAUUUUUAUACGGUUCGCCAAGCCAAGGUGCUAUUCCUAUUUACCUGCUCUAAAUACAUUAAUCGCUUUUAGCUAUCAAUUAUUAAUUACAGCGAGGAAGUCUAUAAUACAGAAGUAAAGGAACUAAAAGUUCAAAAUGGAUAAAUCGUUAUUGAAUUCCUCUGGGAUGGGAAUUCCAUUUUCCCCAAGACCUAGAGGAGGUACGCCUAGAGCGGCAAGGUCAAGUCGAAGGUCUAUCAGUGUAGUGGGCCCCAAUGAACAAACAUUAAACAAAACAACUUCAGUAAACGUCGUUCUUAAAUCGGCUCUUCAUAAUGUUGAACGUUUUGGUCUACCCGUACCGGUCCAUGUUGAAGAAAUUUUCAUAUACCACAACAAAAAUCCGGUUAUAACUGCUAGAGUUUCGGAAUGCGGCUACGCCUGGGUGGUUUCAGGAAGACGUCUGUUCAUCUGGCAAUAUCAAAACGUACAGACCGAUGGGUCGCCAAAAAAAAUUCCUGUCUGCUAUGAAUUGAAAUUGCCGCAAAGCGAUCUGGCCCAUCGGGCAGAAUUAGUGGCAGUAUUUAUCAGUAAAACUUCUAAUCAGCCUUCUUGUGUUGCUGUAUCACCUGAAGGUAUGGUUCGUUAUUGGCCAGAAAUAACCCAGGGUCACUGUUCAGUGGACCAACGAGUGGAUCUGAACGGUCAAGAAUGUGACAGUUUGGUUGAAGUCGGUAGUCUGGGUUGCGUCUUUGUCACAACCACUUGUACCCUUGUGUUGGUACAGUACAAACCAGGAAAUUACGAACAUCAGCUCUUCUGUCGGACUCUGAAAUCUGGAAGUGGUUGGUUGGGUGGGAUCGGUCGACGAGUUUCUUCAAUAUUUUUUGGACCCAUGAAUAGUGAUCAAGGGAGUGAUAUGAAAAUAAUACGCCUUCUUGCCAUUCCUGGUAUCCAACAAAUGUAUAGCGUCUACGUUCUGGCAGGUUUAAAUUUUCAAAAAUGGGCUCUUUCCAAUAAUGAGCCUGAGGAAUUGAAAUUCACAAUAGACUUAUCGAGGCAGAUUAAAGACGCUUUUCAACUUAACGUUUCUCUUUUGGAAGUUUGUGAUCACUCUGAUAUCGAUGCUUGGAUUUUAGAUAUCCAGCCAGAACAUGAAGGAGUUUUGAUUUUAUGCGCUGCUGUGAAUUUGCAAAUGUCUCCUCAGGUCUACUACGGAAUGGCAGUGAUACCGACGAAAAAUCCAAACCUACAAACACUAUUAAAAGACUUUAUGCUACUAAAAAUUUCAGACUUUUACAGGGACAAUAAUCCCGGAGAUGCUUUGAACUUGAGAUUUAUCAUUAGCGGCCCUAACGCUUAUAUUUAUGGCCCUCAAAAAAUUAUCACUAUUAAGCCUGAAGCAGAACCAGAUACUUUGGAGUUUUGGAAUGAUUCUGACUAUAUUUUCAGUGGAUGUAUAUUUCUGAACUUACCAAUAUUCUUUUCACGUAAACACGGCUUGGUGGCAGUAACUGGAAAUGAUAGUGACAUAAAUACAACUCUUGGCACUUCCGUCAUGUUGGAAAAAACUAUGUCCGAACAAAGUUUGGGUGUUGCAGGAAGUAACAAUUUGUCUCUGUAUCAUUUGGAUCCCCAUGAAAUUUAUGAUGCCCACAGGGACACGGCGGGCCAGUUGAAAGCAGCUUUUGUGUUUCAUGUUAAAAAUCAGUUGAGUGAAUGCUAUGACACGGUAAACAAACUAUUUCCUGCUGACUCCCCUUGUUUACCAGGCUUCAACGGUCCUUUGGACACAGCCGUAAUUAAAAUGGCUAAAGAUAUUUUAGAUGAUAUUCCUGCUGAUGAUCCCAGAUGGCUCCACAGUGAAAUCACUAAUAAAGGCCUUGGAAGCUCUCUUGCAAUGCUAGUUUUGCACCAGUUAUUAGACAAGCAAAAAGCGUACGGAUUGUAUUUGAAAUUUUUAAAAGAAUCAGGCCUUUGGACUCAAUUAUCAGGCAUAAAUCAAACCAAUACGAUUUAUCUAUUAGCAGAAUUUGGUGAAAAAAUUAUAGCCGCCAUAGUACUGAAACGACUGCCCAUUAGUGCCCUACUCGAAGAUGCUCUAGAGCGAGCAGUUAAAACUUAUCAAGCACCUUCAGACAACAAAGACCUAUCCAGGCAAGACAUUUUCUAUAGAGAAGUCACCAGGGUGCAGGAAGGUCUUACAUGGAUAGCCAAAGUUUGUGAGGAAGCUUCUCGCUCUUCUCUAACCCCAGAAGAUGUGGCUAAAACUCUACAUGAAGGCAACCAAAUUAUACUCAAAGUCAUGAAAGAAGUGAUUCAAUAUCGACAACAAAAUGCUGAGGCUUUUGAGUUGAACGAAAUUUCUAGGUCAAUGCAUUUGGAGUAUUUGCCUUGGACAGCUGCAAGUGGACCUGGGGGACUUGUAGAUGCACUCAUGUUACAACAUUCUCUGACUGCAACCUACGGUUUCAUAAUGACAGCCCAAGCUCAGCUACAAGAAGCCUUAGUGGAAGAGUUCGUCAUGUUGGCAGAUUUCAUAUUGGACGGCCAAAAAGCUCAUUUGGCCAGCGUGAAAUCUGAGCGUGAAAAAAUCUUGUUUAAACAGUAUUGUUCUGAUAGGAAUAAACUCAUUAAACCACUUAUUGAGACUGGCGUAGAUUCUUAUAAAAACGCAGCAAUGCUAGCCGAAAAAUACAUGGACUUUGAUAUUUUAAUAAGAAUAUGUGAAAAUGGAGAUAAUGAGGAUAGAUUGGACGAUUACAUGAGACGAUUCAAAGACACAGGCUUUCCGGACUUUGUCUACAAUUGGUACUUGAAAGAAGGAAAACAGGCUAAAUUAUUGAAAAGAUAUCGUAAGGUGGGCGGCAAUGUGCCAGAAGGCCAAGAAAAAUUGGGAAAGUUCCUGUCAGAUUAUCCCAAGCUAAAUUGGAUGCAACAAAUAUUCGAUAAAGAUUUUGCUUCGGCUUCGGAAACUCUAAAACAAUUAGCUGAAGAUGAAACUGAGCUUGUUACCAGGCAGAAAACCAUGCUUAGUAUUAGUAAAUUAGCAAAACUUGCUGCCCCAGCUGCCAGUGAUACAGUUGACCAAGUAGCUGACAUAAAUAAGCGCCUCGAAUUAAUAUCUCUUCAAGAAGCAGUUCCUGAUUAUGUCCUUCAACAAUACGGUUUUGAUGCCAAUAAACCCAGAGUGCUUCCAGCUCGUGAUUUAGCCGUUCUCUUCAUUUGUCCAGAAUUUGUUGAUGCCACAGAAAUUGAUUUUAAAAGAGCCUUAGAUGUGGCCUCUUUUGUCGAAGACGAGUCUGAAAAAAUUGAAUUGACUUUGAAAAUUUGGAGGACAGCUCUAUUGAGGGAUAAUUGGGAUUUUGCCAAUAUUGAUGAUCCUCUUGAAUGUAUUCAAAAUACCUUGUUUUUUAAGAUUGUUGAUCUUUUUAUUGCUUUAGGGCAAGAUGCCAGUGAUUUAUUGCCUUCUAUUAAUAUGCUGCUGGAUGAUUCUAGUUUGGAAGAAUUAAAUAAGAAUAAAAAGUUUCAGAGUCUUUUGAGGGCCGGUUAUGAACAUGUUCAUCGUACUCAGAAGAUUAAUAAUUAGGUUUUUUAAAAUAAAUAUUUUCUUUUAAUAAAAAUUUUGUUUUAUUUUAUUGUAAUUUUUUACAUUCAAAGAUACAAAAUUUGGUUUCGUUUCCAAGAUUACUGGCGUACGAUUUGCCAUUGUAAUAUAAAUCUUCAUAGCUCACUGUUUUUAAAUGGUUGAAAUUUAACUUUCUUCCAAUUCUUUGCGAUUUAAAUGUCGUCCAAAGCACAGUAACUAUUUGCGGCUUAGGCUCUAAAGGCAGAGGUGUGUUAUCUAAUGGAGUUUUCACAUUUUCACCCUAAAAGAUGACAGAACUUCAGUAAAUAGUACAAUAAGCCUGGGUUAGUUUGGGUUAGUAGAUAAAAAAAAAGCCCACUGACCUUAGAAAGCAAAUUUGCCAAAUCCAAUGAAACCUUGCAUAGCAUAUAUCCGAUACCUUUUUGAGCAUAGUCUGGUGAGACACAAAGAAAUACCAAUUCCAUCAUACAAUCGGCAUUGUAUGGAGUGAAGGGGUCUGCACCGUCUUCCAUGGUUAUUAAAUAGUUAAAAAUUUCUUUACUUUCAGGGUGUUUUGCUUUUUUGAUGAAUUCUUCAUAUAAUUGCUUUGAUGAUGUAUU
Molecule: messenger RNA, 5156 nt
Organism: Ceutorhynchus assimilis (cabbage seed weevil)
Lineage: Eukaryota; Metazoa; Arthropoda; Insecta; Coleoptera; Curculionidae
Source: the annotation of a GenBank genome assembly